This is a messenger RNA of Otolemur garnettii (small-eared galago), 3177 nucleotides long. It is a transcript of the gene VCAM1, whose product is annotated as vascular cell adhesion molecule 1. Lineage: Eukaryota; Metazoa; Chordata; Mammalia; Primates; Galagidae. Gene Ontology annotation, molecular function: integrin binding. Gene Ontology annotation, cellular component: membrane. Gene Ontology annotation, biological process: cell-cell adhesion. The transcript has 9 exons. The coding region runs from base 215 to 2425 and encodes 736 amino acids. The record is from RefSeq and is a predicted model, not a curated record.
AAACUUUUUUCUCUGGCUCUGCCCCGGGUUUCCCCUUGAAGGGAUUUCCCUCCGCCUCUGCUGCAAGACCCUUUAUAAGAAGCAGACUUUCUAUUUCACUCCUCGCCGAGCCUCGCUGGUUUUAGAGGCUGAAGGCUCGUCCCAAGCACUUUCAGGUGGAGCAGAAAUCAGAGUUUUUGAGCCAUUACUUUCUCAUCACUGCAGCAACUUCCAAAUGCCCGGGAAGAUGGUCCUGAUCUUUGGAGCCUGGAAUGUGCUGUGGACGCUGCUCGCAGCUUCUCAAGCUUUUAAAAUCGAGACCACUCCAGAAUUCAGAACUCUGGCUCAGAUCGGGGACUCCGUCUCAUUGACUUGCAGCACCACCGGCUGUGAGGCUCCGUCUUUCUCUUGGAGAACCCAGAUAGACAGCCCGCUGAAUGGGAAGGUGAGGAGUGAGGGGACCAAGUCCACGCUGACCAUGGAUCCUGUUAGUUUCGCAAACGAACACUCUUACCUGUGCACCGCCACGUGCGAACCCAGUGGGAAACUGGAGAGAGAAAUCCAGGUGGAGAUCUACUCUUUUCCUAAGGAUCCAGAGAUUCAUUUCAGUGGCCCUCUGGAGGCUGGAAAGCCAACCACGGUCAAGUGUUUGGUCCCAGAUGUAUACCCGUUUGACAGGCUGGAGAUGGAUUUACUGAAGGGAGGCCAUCUCCUGAAGAAUCAGGACUUCCUGGGGGAUGUGGACAAGAAGUCCCUGGAAACCAAGAGUCUGGAAGUCACCUUCACUCCUGUCAUCGAGGAUACCGGAAAAGCUCUUGUUUGUCAAGCCAGAUUAUACUUUGAUUCUGUCCCCAAAGUAAGGGAGACUAUGAGAGAACUGCAAGUCUACAUCUCACCCAAGAAUACAGAUAUCUCUGUGAAUCCCUCCACAACUCUGCAGGAAGGUGGCUCUGUGACAAUGACUUGUUCCAGUGAGGGUGAACCAGCUCCACACAUUUUCUGGAACAAGAAAUUAGAUGAUGGAAAGCUACAGCUCCUUUCUGGGAAUGCAACUCUCACCUUAAUUGCUAUGAGGAUGGAAGAUUCUGGAAUUUAUGCGUGUGAAGGCAUUAAUCUGAUCGGGAAAGACAGAAAAGAAGUGGAAUUAAUUGUUCAAGAGAAACCCUUUACUGUUCAGAUCUCCCCUGGACCCCGGAUUGUUGCUCAGAUUGGGGACUCGGUUGUGUUGACAUGUGGCGUCACGGGCUGCGAAUCCCCGUCUUUCCAUUGGAGAACACAGAUAGACAGCCCUCUGAGUGGCAAGUUGAAGAGUGAGGGGACCAAGUCCACGCUGACCCUGAGCCCUGUGAGUUUUGAGAAUGAACACUCUUAUCUGUGCACAGUGACCUGUGGACGUAGGAGACUGGAAAAGGAAAUCCAGGUGGAGCUCUACUCAUUCUCUAGAGAUCCAGAAAUUGAAAUGAGUGGUCUGCUAGUGAAUGGAAACCCUGUCACUGUAACCUGCAAGGUUCCUAAUGUAUAUCCUUUUGACCGGCUGGAGAUUGAAUUACUUAAGGGAGAUACUAUUCUGAAAAAUGAAAACUUUUUGGAGGAACUGGAUAGAAAAUCCCUAGAGACCAAAAGUUUGGAAAUGACCUUCAUCCCCACCACUGAAGAUACUGGAAAAGUUCUUGUUUGUCAGGCUAAGUUACAAAUUGAUGGACUGGAAUUUGAACCCAAACAAAGGAAGAGUACACAGACACUUUUUGUCAAUGUUGCCCCCAAUGAUACAACAAUCUUGGUCAGCCCCUCUUCCAUCUUGGAAGAAGGCAGUUCUGUGACCAUGACAUGCUCCAGCGAUGGCCUUCCAGCUCCAAAAAUCCUAUGGAGCAGACAGCUAAACAAUGGGGCUCUUCAGCCUCUUUCUGAGAAUGCAACUCUUACUUUAAAUUCUACAAAAAAGGAAGAUUCUGGAAUUUAUGUGUGUGAUGGGAUUAACCAGGCUGGAACAAACAGAAAAGCAGUAGAAUUAAUUAUCCAAGUUGCUCCAAAAGACAUAAACCUUACAGCUUUUCCCUCUGAGAGUAUCAAAGAAGGAGACUCUGUCACUAUCUCCUGUACAUGUGGAAAUGUUCCAGAAACAUGGAUAAUCCUGAAAAAGAAGGCAGAGACAGGAGACACAGUGCUAAAAUCUAUAGAUGGCGCAUAUAUCAUCCGCAAGGCCCAGCUGGAAGACGCUGGGGUUUAUGAAUGUGAAUCCAAAAAUGAGCUUGGCUCACAAUUAAAAAGUUUAACACUUGCUGUUAAAGAGAGAGAAACUCACACCACGCUUCACCCUGCGCUUCUCAUGCUCUAUUGCGCGUCCUCCUUAAUCAUACCCGCCAUUGGAAUGAUCGUUUACUUUGCCAGAAGAGCCAACAUGAGAGGGUCAUACAGUCUCGUGGAAGCACAGAAAUCAAAAGUGUAGCGAACGUCUGAUAUAUUGAACCAGAGACAUUAUUUAUUAGUCCAAAUCCUUAACACUGCUCACCAUUCCAUGAGGAAAACGGUGACCUUGGAGUUCAGACUUCCCUGAAUGUAUUGAACAUGGAAAGAAAUGACCACCCAUGUCUGUGCUGCCAGCAAGGGAAGCCACAGGGAAACUUCCUGCCUGAAAAGCGGUCACUUCUAUUGAGAUGGAACAAGUUCCUUGAUGUGCAUGGACAGUAACACAACCUGUACAUAUGUAAAAUAGAAUUAUGCCAUAGCAAGGUUGCUUGGUUAAAAUAAGACGUUUCAAAUAAUUAAAUGCUGUUGCCUGUACUGACUGUGAUAAUUUAAUGUAUCUUAGGAAAAUUUUACAUUAAUAUUGACUGACAGCUGAGCUAUGUCAUUUUUCUUAUGUUUUAUUUCCUUUAACAAAUUUUUAUUCCUAAGUUCAUUGAUAAUAAUUUCAUGUUUUGUAAAGAUCCCAGGGUUUUAUGUGUUUAUAGGCAAAUAAUAAAUAGAGAGAGCGCUAGGUUGACUUUCAGGUACUAAAUGCCUCAACCUGUUGUGAAACGGUUGACUGGGUUUCUUCCCGGAAUGGUACUAGUCUGGUACGGAGAUGUGGCUUCAUAUGGGUUCAGCAGACUGGUGAGACAUUUUCCAAAUGUGCUCUAAAAAGGAAACCUCUUCUGACUUUCUUUUGUGAAUGUCUAGAUUUUUUUUGUGUGUGUAGUAAAAUAAUAAUUUCUGGAA